AUGAUCUCGAAAGUGGACUUCGUCGGGGCUGUUCAGCGGUGUUAUAAUCAGUCCACAGUUGUGGAAGUAAGGGAAAAGCUUGAUCAAAGUCAUCUGAAUAAAGUUUCAAUCAACUCAUGGCUUGAGAUUGGUCCUCAUGCCGCACUUCAAGGACCUAUACGCAUUCGGUUCUGUUACGAGACAAACUCGCAGUACAUCAAAAAAAUUAACUUGAACGAUAUGUCUUGGGCAAAAGAUCAUAGAAUCAACGGUAUCAUCUUGUAUCCUGCAGCUGGUGUCCUUGCGAUGGCCAUUGAAGUUAUGAAACAACUUGAUGACAACAGCUACAGGGGCAUUGAUUUCUUCUCAAAGCCUAGGAUGGAAGCUUGUUUUGGACAAUAA
Botrytis fragariae is the source of this 381-nucleotide messenger RNA. RefSeq names its product putative polyketide synthase protein. NCBI's taxonomy places the organism in Eukaryota, Fungi, Ascomycota, Leotiomycetes, Helotiales, Sclerotiniaceae. The transcript is spliced from 2 exons. The record is from RefSeq and is a predicted model, not a curated record. Bases 1 to 381 code for a protein of 126 amino acids.